AUGGGUGGACGUCCUUCUGUCCAUCAAAAAUCAAUCCACGAUAUCACUGUUAAGGAUGCUAAAGGUAAAGAUGCCGAUUUGAGUAUAUACAAAGGGAAAGUUCUGCUCGUUGUCAAUGUUGCUUCCAAAUGCGGAUACACGAAUUUGAACUACACCCAGUUGACAGAACUUUACAGCAAGUAUAAGGAUAAGGGUUUCGAGAUCUUGGCAUUCCCUUGCAAUCAAUUCUUGUAUCAGGAACCUGGGUCAAGUGAGGAUGCAGAACAGUUUGCUUGUACAAGAUUUAAGGCUGAAUAUCCCAUCUUUCAAAAGGUAAAAGUGAAUGGUAAAGAUUCUGCACCAGUCUACAAGUUCCUCAAGGCAAGUAAAGGUGGUUUCCUUGGUUCUAGCAUCAAAUGGAACUUCACAAAGUUUCUAGUCGACAAGGAUGGGCAAGUAAUUAGACGUUAUGGUACAUCUACCCCACCAUUGGCAAUUGAGGCGGAUAUCCAAAAAGCGUUGGGAGAGGCAAGGGAACAAUCAGCCAUUUCUGCAUUCACUGCAUAUUCCUAUCUACGUAGCGUGACUCCUUCCCUCGCAAAAACCAGAAAAGCUUCAGAAUUCUUCAUUCCACAGCAUAAAAUUUCAAGUUUUGAUAAACUCAAUAACACAUUACAACUGCAGCAUGACACCGAGUUCGAUUUUCUCUCCGAGAAGUUCAAAACUCUGAUCAAAACAGCAUUGUUCGAAACAUAUCGGGGAGCAUAG
Messenger RNA from Fraxinus pennsylvanica, 747 nucleotides. Lineage: Eukaryota; Viridiplantae; Streptophyta; Magnoliopsida; Lamiales; Oleaceae. The record is from the annotation of a GenBank genome assembly.